UAACGUUUUUUGAUAGUGCGGCACAUGUUCCGCAACGCUUAUUGCGUCGUCUGCUCUGCAUGUUUUCAACUAGUUGGUUUCUAUUUUCUAAAGUCAUUUUAUUUAAUGAUAUCCCGUGUAUAAAUAAGUUUAGCAAGUUACCGGUUAAACCCCAUGAAAAAUGACAUCUCUGAUAGGUUCCAUGAUCUCCACUCUUGGUGCAACCCUGAAAUAUCGCUCAUUAGUUGGAACUGCUAAUCAAGCUUCAAAAGUUGUAGCUUUGUUCAGUCCAGAAUGGACCACAGUGCGAUUUCGCUUCCACGCUGAUAAAGUUGCCAAAGGACCAGUUCCCCGUCGUUUUGGUUAUGAAGAAAAAAUUUUCAAGGGUGGUCUUUUACCCAGAACAUCUUACCAGGACAAACGAUUACCCAUACCAGAUUACAAGCCGAAAAACAGCUGGAAUGAAAAACGAGCACUUUUUGGCCAGAAUGACUACAUUGAUAUCCUUGGCCCAUCAAAUGAAAUCACUCAAAAGACCUUACACCCAACUCAAUUGCUCUACAAUGUUCCUCACUGGUUAAGAGGAGUAAAAGGAAACGAGUAUCAGGUCCUGUUGCGCAAGAGGAAAUUUGUGCAAAAGGAAGGUUACCCUAUCACCCAUCCAACAAAGUGGGCCGAGCUGAAUGUCAGAAUCAAAAAGCUCUACAAAUAUUUGAAUACCAAAACAAAGUCACCCUUCUGGAAACAUGCUUAGUGAAUUAGUGUUUUAAAUAAGCAGUAAUAAUAAAAAAAUACAUGAAU
Daphnia pulicaria is the source of this 780-nucleotide messenger RNA. RefSeq names its product 39S ribosomal protein L51, mitochondrial-like (gene mRpL51). Gene Ontology annotation, molecular function: structural constituent of ribosome. The record is from RefSeq and is a predicted model, not a curated record. Bases 161 to 733 code for a protein of 190 amino acids. Gene Ontology annotation, cellular component: mitochondrial large ribosomal subunit. Gene Ontology annotation, biological process: translation. Lineage: Eukaryota; Metazoa; Arthropoda; Branchiopoda; Diplostraca; Daphniidae. The transcript is spliced from 3 exons.